GGUCAGAAACUCCCAGGAGAAGCUAGGCCUAAGGGAAGGAGGGCCUGCGGCAGGAUGAGCGGGCAGUGACUCUGGGGAGGCCGCCGGCGGCGGCGGCGGGUCCUUCGGGGGCCCGGUACCGCAGGCCCAUGGCGCCCAGCGGGCGUUCGACUUCCUCUAUGAUCCAUUGUAUGUGCUAUCGAGUGAGAGGGAUCAUGCACAAGCAACUAUCCAGGCGCACCUGACUCAUGAUGAAAUGAGGAAAAUGCCAGAGUUUAAAGCCAUGUUUAGUAACCUGAUUCACUAUCCACCAUACUCUGUGCAAUUAGAAGAAAAAUAUCCAGUUCCUCCAUUCAUUGAUCGAAGUUGGAGGGGAAGGGCACAGCGGCGCCUUGAGGCUCUUCAGAUGCUUGAUGUAUCUCAGCCCUCACUUCAGAUUCCUAGAAUGGAGUAUGAAGAUCCUGAAGUUAGUGGAAGGAAUCGCUGGAAGUAUUUUGAAAGGCCUUUCCUCCCAUUUCAUAAGCCAAUUCCACUGAACAUUGUUUAUGCUAUGUCAAAGCCAGAGCCAUAUCAAGCAGAACCCAGGGACAAACCUGCCUAUCUCAUUUCACGAACGGUGGGUACACAGACAGAUUACCGGGAUGGUGAAGCGCAGACAGAUCCCUACAGCCCUGCGUAUGUGGUGCCUUCAGGCUCAGUACCUGAGUUAUUGACCCUUGCCACGCUGACCUGGGGUCGGGGCCUUCCAGCAACGCAGGCCGAAGUGGAGGUGAUUGAACGCGCUCGAGAGAAACGUGCCUGGGAGGCAACCCUUCCACCGCUGAAUGAUGCAGCACACAUUGCAAAAAGGAGGCGUAUGAUGGAUGAAAUGGAGAGGAAAGAGUGGGCCUUCCGGGAAAUGGAAAUAGAAGAAUUGCAAGAAGUUAGGCUAGAACUUCUAAAGACUCUACUGAAGAAUCGGGAAGAGAACCACAGUGAGCUAAAUGUGAGUCGCUUAGAUACUCAGUGGUUUAAACUCAUGCGAGAAAAAGAAGAGAAAGUGAAAAGGAUUCAGCAUGAACAUAUAAAAGCAAUCAGAAGAAUAAUAGCAAAAGGAAAAAAUGUGGAAGGAAAAUUGGAGCGAAGAAAUGUCAUCAAGGACUACACAGAAUAUGAUUCACAGCCUUAUGCUCCUCUAUCAAGAAUUGGUUAUUUUCCAGACAAUCAUGCAGACCGUUACAUAGUGAAGAACCCAUUUCUUAACACCUAUGAAGGAUUAGUUGAACUGGAGGCAUCUUUUCCUGACUCUGUUACCCAGCCUCGAACUGAAGCUCCAAAACCCAAGAGCACCACCACUAAGGAUGGGUUUAUUAAAAGGUCUGCUAGAUUUGAUAUGGAACUGGCACAAGUUUACCAGAUUCUACAAGACAAGAAGAAUCAAAUCAAGGAGCCACCCAAGCCACUUCGUUUCCUUGAGAAAAUAUCCAAAUCCUUUGAUCGUCCUUCCACUCCAGUACUGGAAUUACCUUCACUGGUAGAUGAAGACAGAGAACUAGCUGUGAUUACACUACAGAGAUUAAUUCGAGGCAGAGCUAUCCAAAACAUGAUGUUUGAAGGGAAGGAGAAGCGACUGGAACUGAUCCGGGAGCUUCGCACAACUCAUGCACUCCAGGAGGAUGGGCAGCUGUUGAAGAAGGCUGAGAAGAAAGUGACUUUGGCACUGCAGCGGCAGCGGGAUUUACAUGAGCACAAGAUGUCUCUCAUGGAGAAGCAUCUGGCUCGAGUGGAGGGCAGAGCACUUGUGAACAUGUUUGAUUUCCUAUCCAAAGAGUUAAUUCGGCUACAGGAAGAGCGGAGGAUCCACGCUUUUGCUAUGUUAGCUGAAAGACAGCGCCGAAUAAGGGAAGCAGAAGAGAGUGGAAGGCGCCAGGUGGAGGAGAGGCGCAGGCGGGAAGAGGAUGAAAUCUUUAAACAGGUUGUGAAGGUACACCAGAGUACAGUUGACUCCUAUCUCGAAGAUGUCAUCUUAAACAGCAUGGAGACUACAGCUGAUGACCAAGCCAGAGAAGAGAUUCAGAGAGUGGCCUUGGAAAUUAACGAUAUUGCUUAUGAAAUGGAAUCACGUCGAACUCGCUUGCAGUCCGAAGAGAUUGUGGCUGAACUGGUUUAUAGUUUCCUGAUCCCAGAAGUACAGAGAAUGGCCAUUAAGGAGAAAGUGAAGCAGUCACAGAGAAAGCAUAUUCAUGCUGCACAUAAGAUCAUCCAUGAGAAUACAGAGGUGGCAGUAGGACAAUUCCUCGCCACAGAAUUCCCGCAGGAAACGAGUGGAGGGUUUUCUCAGACAGGAUUUCCAACUGGAUACUUGCGUGCAGCAAUGGCUGAACAACUAGGAACUCCUGGGUUACCUGAGAUAAGGCUUUCAGAUGCUGAAACGCAGCCUGAACAACAAGGAACUCCUGGGCUACCUGAGAUAAGGCUUUCAGAUGCUGAAACCCAGCCUGAACAACAAGGAACUCCUGGGAUACCUGUGAUAAAGCUUUCAGAUGCUGAAACCCAGCCUGAAGUGCCACUUGAAGGGAGUCAUGAAAGUGCCGAGCCUCCACAGAGUGAGAAGGGAGAAGAAAAGUAAGGUAAGAAUCUCUAAAACCCUGGAAUCCGAGAAGAGGAAUAGCCUGUGGUGCUGGUUCCUGAGUCGCUGCUGACACUGAGGAGGAAAUAAUGUCAGAGGAGAUCCUUGAGCCCAUGUUUGCUAGUAAGCCAGUGGCCUCAGCACGGCAUUUCUUCAGCUUUGUGUGGUGCACCUGCCACUAUUGCUAGGUGUCUCCUCCACUUCUGUCUGUCUAUGAAUGAAUGAAUGAGUGGAUAAAUAAAUUAUUCUUCUAAG
This is a messenger RNA of Sceloporus undulatus (fence lizard), 2842 nucleotides long. It is a transcript of the gene CFAP91, whose product is annotated as cilia and flagella associated protein 91. Bases 236 to 2587 code for a protein of 783 amino acids. The record is from RefSeq and is a predicted model, not a curated record. Lineage: Eukaryota; Metazoa; Chordata; Lepidosauria; Squamata; Phrynosomatidae. The transcript has 18 exons.